Molecule: messenger RNA, 1962 nt
Organism: Rosa chinensis
Lineage: Eukaryota; Viridiplantae; Streptophyta; Magnoliopsida; Rosales; Rosaceae
Product: UPF0481 protein At3g47200
Exons: 3
Coding region: 421-1716 (431 amino acids)
Source: RefSeq, a predicted model, not a curated record
UGUUGCAGCAUAGAAAACACGAGUUGGAAUAAAGGGUUUAUUUCUAAAGAUUAAAUCAUUGCGAGCCUUCCAAAUGAAGUACGCAGUAUGCAAAAGUAUACUGAGGAUUUGUGUUCUGAGAGUGAAACUUUGAAAGGAAAUCAAUCCAAUUUAUGAAGGAACCCUGCCAAUUAUCAGGAUGGAACUGAGGGAAGAGUGAGCACCAAAUCCAGGUUGAUUGCUUGUCCUUCAUAUACAUGUUGCAAGAAAACAUCGUCCCUACCCAAUAGCCAGAAAGCAAAGAACUUGGGAGAAACUGCUUGAGAACCCUUGUUCCGAUUCAAAUACCUGGACACAGAGAUUGUGGAUAAUCUCAAGGCAAUUAAGGAGAGGAAAGAUCAAGAAUUGAAGAAAAAGUUAGCAGACACCAGGAACAAUAUCAUGGAGAGUUUUGGAGGAGAUGACGGUGCAGAUGACAUUGCAACUAUAGGAAGUGAUUUGAUAUCUUCCAUGAACAACAUUGUGCCUGAAAAUUCUUUACUGUCGACCAAAUGUUGCAUCUUUGCAACCCCAAAAUUACUCUUGAAAGAUAAUGAAAAAUCUUAUUUACCCACGGCAUUCGCCAUUGGGCCAGUGCACCAUGGCAAACCAGACUUGCAGGAGGCAGAGCAAAUUAAACUGAAGUAUACACGAGACCUCAUUGCUCGAGUCUCAGAAUGGAAUGACACGAUUGUGAAGGACUUAGUCAAAGAGAUUGCAAGUCUUGAGGAACAAGCCCGCCAAUACUACGCUGUGCCAGUGAAAUUCAAUAAAGCAAAGUUUGUAAAACUGUUGUUGGUUGAUGGUUGCUUUAUCAUCGAGCUGUUCCGUAAAAGGCUAGGUGAUUCACCUAUUUAUGAGGAUGACCCAGUAUGUGGUAGGCCUUUCUUACGUGAGGUAUUAGGCACUGACUUGUUAUUACUAGAAAACCAAAUACCUUGGAUGGUUCUCGAUCGAUUGUUUAGCAGCACAACCCGUACUGGUGCACUUUCCCUGACUCAAGUAACCUUAUCCUUCUUUAGUUUCUUGCGAACAGGAGGGUUAGAUCUACAAACGGAAAAUAGUUUCAUGCUCAGCACUUUAGAUCAAAGCAAGCACGUACUUGAGCUGUUAAGAAACUCAUUAGUUUGGUCAACUAUUCCAGAAGGAGGCGAGCUUGAUACAUGGGAGCUAAUUCCGAGUGCCUCGAGUCUGACGGAAGCUGGUGUUAAAUUCAAGAAAGGUAGUACAUCGAAUGGCUUAUUGGAUAUCAAAUUCAGUAAUGGGGUACUUGAAAUACCACCUUUGGUUAUUGUCGAACCGACAAAAGCUUUCUUCCGAAACUUGAUUAGCUAUGAGCAGUGUUACCAUUGGUGCCAUCCUAAGAUCACUUCUUAUGCCAUGCUUCUAGAUCUUCUCAUCAACACUUCAAAAGAUAUGGAUAUACUCUGCGAAAACGGAAUCAUUCAGAAUUGGUUGAAUCCAGAAGAUGCGACCCAGAUCUUCAACAACCUUUACAAUGAUACAAAUGUCAGCCACUUCUAUUAUCUUGAACUUUGCCGGGAAGUGAACAAGUAUUGCAAACGUCGUUGGCCGAGAUGGCGAGCAAUGUAUGUGCGAAAUCAUUUCAGCAGUCCGUGGGCAAUCGCUUCUCAAGUUUUGGCAGCUAUCAUAUUUAUUCUCACAUUGUUGCAAACAGUGUUUAGCAUCAAGAGUUAAAAUUGAAAGGUAAAUAUAUCGUUAGGAUUUGCUCAGCUAGUUUAUUUGGUUGCUUUCACUUGCUACUAGUUGUUCCUUUAUGUGGCCUCGUUUGAUUUUUGCACUUUGUAAUUCAUUUCGUGUGGCGCUUGUAUUUGGGAAAUGCAUGUUAUAUAUGUCUCCGUUCUUUCUUGUUUGGUCGACCUCCAUGGCCUUUUAGUUCUUUUUAUGUAUUGAAAAUACUAGCACGAAUCGUGUUUCUAGAAA